This is a messenger RNA of Ostreococcus tauri, 3522 nucleotides long. RefSeq names its product unnamed product. The transcript has 2 exons. The coding region runs from base 1 to 3522 and encodes 1173 amino acids. Lineage: Eukaryota; Viridiplantae; Chlorophyta; Mamiellophyceae; Mamiellales; Bathycoccaceae. The record is from RefSeq and is a predicted model, not a curated record.
AUGCGUCGAGACCGCGUGAGAGGGUCCGCGUGUAAGACAUUGAGACCGCACCGCGACGCGGCCGUUGGGGGAACGUUCGCGCGGUCGCAGAGCGCGUCGACGACGACGAUGUCGUCCACGCCCGCGGGCGCGCGCGCGCGCGAUGGAACCAUGGAUGAGGGAACGGUGAAGACGCCGUCGUCGAUUUUGAAGCGACGGUCGCGAACGACGCCGUCACCGGCGCCGAUGAGCGAAAACGGCGCGCGCGGCGCGCGCGCGAGCAGACGCCUGUCGGCGAGACGGGAGUCGUUGGCGAGUCAGGAGAUGGGGACGCAGGAGACGGAGAAUGUUGCGAAACAGUCCGAGUUCGAAAAGCGAAAGAAGCGUAGGCAGAGCGUCGGACGACGGGUUUCGUUCGCCGAUCCCGCGACGCUGGAGAGCGUGCGCGAGUUCAUCAAGGAGGAGGAGGAGCGAGAGGCAAGUGCAGAGUCGUACGGCGUCAACGAGAGCGAGCAUGAUGGAAUUCCGGCUGGAUUCGGCGCCGUGGAGGAGGUGAGCGUGGAGGUCGUGACGACGCGCGAAGAGAGAGGCGAUCGCACCGAGACGUUUGAAUUCAAACCCGCCGAGGGAACGCUGACGCCGAACAUCGCGCACGCGUCGACGCCGUCGCCGUUGGACGACCCAGAUGCGGUGGAUUUCUCGUUAUCCUCGCCGUAUAGCGCGCAGCUGAACAGCGAGGGCAAGCACACGCCGGGUAAGAGACGCUCGAGCAUAGGUCGCGUGGGGACGCCAAACUCCGCCGACAGAACGGGCACGUUCACCUUCAACGCGUCGCAGAACAUGGACGACGUCACAGCGGAGGUGCCGACGAUGGGCGCUCUCCUUGACGCCGAGGUUACGGAGAAUAUCACGGGGACGGUUCCGUCGCUGGCGAAUCUGUUGAGCGCGGUUGAGUCUCCGCUCGGGUACAGACCAACGCCGCCGCCGCGUGUCAGGCCAGACUUCACCGAGGAUAUCACCGGUGGCGUACCUUCUCUCGCCGCACUUGCCGAUGAGGACGAAGAGAAUGCAGCGACCGCGUCCGGACGAUCGGUUGCGCACGACGGCGAGAUGGACAUGGAUACGGGCAACACCACCGAUGGGCUUCCCGCAUUUGAUCCCUUGGAUGACGCCACGCAGCGCGCCGUCGAUCAGGCGCACGCGAGCGCGCUGGACUUGGCGAACACGGUGAUGAUGGAUGAGGCGACGCUCGUGUUCAGCGUGGGAGCGCCGACGCCGGUCGCGGCGCCGACGCCUUCGUUGACGUUCGCGUUUGACGACAAGAAGGACACUCGCGCAAGCGAAGGAGCACCGCCCGCGUCCGCGAACACGCGUCCGUUCAACUUGACGGAUUCGACAAAUCUGGAUUUAGAAGGUCAGGCCAAGGAUGGCAUGGGUACUGACACUUUCAACUACAUCUACGGCGGCAACUCCAACGCCACCGCGACAGGUAUGUUGGCCGCUCACCAACCGACUGUGGACUUCCCUACGGCCGAAGUCGCGGGUCUCAACGCUCAAGGUAGCGUCGAUGCGACUCCCGCAAAUGUAGGCGGCGUGGUAGCGACGCCGAACACAGACGGUUCCAUCGCGAGCUCGCACGACGGCUUCACUCCGGGUGACGAGUCGUUGCGCAUGGCUGAACUCUUGCGCCAGAAGAAGCACGGCGACGAGGCGUUGAUGAGCAUGAGAAAAGUGUAUCAAGAUCGCACGACGCCGAUGGAUCGUCGUUACGGUGCUCCGCCGCCGAUGCACGCGUUCACGCCUUCGAGGACGCUCACCAUGGGUGGCACCAACUUCAUGAACUUCGCUGGCACUCCGGGCGCGGCGAUGCACAACCCGCUCUUCGGAACGCCCGGUGGUCACACUGGCACCAUGAGCGGUCUUCCGUUGAUUCCGGACGCUUUGAUGUCCUCCAAGCCGAUCGAUUUGGAAACGUUCUUUCACGCUUGCGAGGUUUCCUUCAUGGAGGCGAAGAACAUGGGCCGACGCUCGUCUAUCGCGUUGGGAGGUUUGGCCAGCGCACCUCCUCCUGAGACGCAACCGGAAGCGUUGAGGCUCUGCUGCCUCACGGCACCGCUGAUUGAAGCGCUCGAGGGAUUCCACACGGAACUUCAAGAGCGAAUGGAACAAUUGACGUCCGAGACAGACAAGUUGCGCACCACAGUGGAAGCGACGCAACCACCGUUACUGCGAUACGCUUCUUCGGAUGAUCCGGCGCACUUGAACGAGCUUCGACGCGCUGGCAAGGCGUUGAAGAAGGAGUGCCAGCUCGCGUCGAAGGAGAGGUUUGCGCAGCAAAAGAUGGAAACGGAGCAGCUUGUGAGCGAAAGCUUGAACUUCCACAGUGAGAUCUUGGUGAAGAGUUCGCAGAGCAUUGCGAACUCACGUGCGAUCGCGGCGGAGGCCAUCUCCAGCGCGAACGGACACAUUAUCAAGCUUAGAGCACAACGAGCGGCGAGCUCCAGGCGAGCCGACGCGGCGAAAUCCGCCUCGGCCACGAAGGAGCAAGUGCUGGAAGCGCUGGCAAUCAAGCGUGCCGCGCUCGCCGCGGCGCGUCGGGCGCUGACGGCUAGUGAUGAGCGAGUGGAGCAAAUGAAAGGGCGUAAAUUGGUUAUCAAGGGUGAGCGCGAGCGUUUGCAAGAGGAACUCGAAGCCAUGAGAGAGGCGCAAGAUGCGGCGGCGGAUACGACGGUGAACAUCAAGUCGUUCGGCGGCGUGGAUGUGGACGACACUCCCUCUCGACUGAGAAGAGCGAGUCAAGUGCGCCUUCGCUCCAAGGCGAAGCAUGCGGAGGGUGCCAGCGAAGAGCUUGGUGUGCUCAGCGGUCUCGCGCCGUGGCGAUUGGAGGGUGUCGGUGGUCCAGCGGGUGCGGAGUUGACCAUUAGAGUCGGUUCUCUCUUCCAGGUCACUCUUGAUGCGAGCACCGGUGCCGGUCGUGUGACCGUGAUUGAUGGCCCUGAGAUGACUCCUAAGGGAGGGCGCCAGUUUGCAGCUGCGUUGGCUGGCGCACCAAUCGCUUGGGGCGAAGAUGCGGUGCCAGCUGGUGGUGUUGCUGGUGUCUUGCAAGAGCUCGCACCGAAGCUCGCUCGAGCCGAGCGAGUUCUGGACGAGACUGAAGGGUGCCGUAACGAGUUUCCAAGGUUGAAUAGGAUCAACUGCAGUGCAACUGGCGUACUCGAGCUCACGUUUGUCGAUUUCGUAAACGAGCGUCUUUUCAGUGUCAAGUUGAACAUGAUGGGAGGCGCCUAUCCGUACGGUUCACUGAGCCCUGAGGUGACGGUGCAACUCACCGGUAAGAAGGGCGUGAGCGAACUGCCGAGCAUUGACGCGAUUCGACGCGCGGUCAAUGCCGUACCGGUCGGUCCCCGUCGGUUGACAAACGUCUGCCGCAUCUUAGAUUCCAUAGUAAGCACUGGGAAGAACGCGUUGACGUCCUUCGCGACGAUGCCCGCCCCAGCGCCUAGAAGGCCCUCAGUCGCGCCCUCACUGCUGUAUGCUCGUUAG